UGUUCGGUACGGGACACAAGUUUCCCGCCUUAAGUAAACAAAUAGGAUUCCUAGCAAAUAUGUCACUGAAAUACUUACUCAUUGCUUCUGCCGUGCUGAUCGGCUUGUGUGGAGCUGAUGUGUCGAAAGUAAAGGCGGGUAAAGUGGAUGUGCCAUUCAAUGACUUGCUACCACCUCUAAAUGAUGAACCAAGCACCACGACGACGACAACAACGCAGAAGCCAACCACUACUCUUGCCACAAAGCCAACCAAGAAAGCGUACUACCAGAAGCCAGCCCAGCUGGCCAAGGAGGAUAAGCCGAAGACCAGUGCCAUCAAGCAAGAUGUUCCGCAGCUCCCUUUAGACCUACUGCCACCUUUCGAAGACGAGGUCAAGCCGGCGGAGGACAAGUUGCAGCCAGUGGUGAAUACUACGCCAAAACCCGUGGCUAGGAUCUCUCAGCCGGCUGUGCUCAAGGUCACUCCUUCGGCUGUGCUCAAGGUCACUCCUCCGGCUGCGCUCAAGGUCACUUCUCCGGCUGUGCUCAAGGUCACUCCUCCGGCUGUUCCCAAGGUCACCCCGCCGCCUGCUCCACGUCCACAGUACUCGGUUCAGCCUGCCCCAGCAUCACGUCCACAAUACUCCGUUCAUCCUGCUCCUCAAGCGGUUAACCCUCAGCCCACCCGUGCUCCUGGUUUCGGGAGCGGGUUCCAAUCCCGAUUCUCAAACUACUUUCUCACCACUACCAUUCGACCUAGACGCGGCCCCCUGCCCACUAUCACCCCCUUCCCGCGCUUCGUCAGGCUAUAGGAAUCCAUUUAAUUAAAUUAGAUAAGCACCAUUCAAAGGCCGACUCCAAUAUAAAAUAAAUAAGAUACGACACACACAGAGAUAAUGAGUGGAAACUAGCGGUAUUUUUUAAAAGCGACUGUUCAAGCAUGAAAUCUCAACAAAUUAUUCGAAGAUUUCAAAUUUUGACGGAUUAAAUAAUUUAUGAAUGCACAAAAGUUACCAUUUUGGAUCAUAGAGACAACGCCAUCUGUUGCCACUUUGUCAUGUCAGGUUAUCUGUUUUAAAUAACCACCUUUGUAAAGGAAAAAGUGGGAGAAGCUAAAACUAUUACCUAAAAUAAAAGUUAUCAAAUAUAUUAAUUAAUGAAAAUUUCUUAGAGACGGAUUGAUAACUUUAUACC
Messenger RNA from Drosophila teissieri, 1173 nucleotides. RefSeq names its product lysine-rich arabinogalactan protein 19. The record is from RefSeq and is a predicted model, not a curated record. NCBI's taxonomy places the organism in Eukaryota, Metazoa, Arthropoda, Insecta, Diptera, Drosophilidae. The transcript has 2 exons. Bases 60 to 791 code for a protein of 243 amino acids.